ACUGUUUAGUUCAGUCUUAAAUAGUGCAUUAAUGUUUAAUCUCAAUUCCACCAAGUUAUAUAGAAAACUACAUGUAGAGCAAUUUAAUCAUAUUUGCAAGAUGACGACAAUAGUGGAUAACAAGCUUUCAUCUCUUAACAGUCGUUCGUCCGUCGAAGCCAACUUUAACUCGUCAGUUUUUGUGGAGUCACUUGACGAUCUAAAUAGUCGAUACGCAGAUGCCUUGCUUCCGUUGACUAUAACAUUUGGAGUAUUUACGUUUACUGGUUUCUUUGGAAACCUGCUGAUAUUAGUUGUUUUCUCAUUAAGUCGGGAGUACAGAGGAAACAAUUUCAAAGCGUUUGUUUUGACGUUGGCUGUUAUAGAUCUAAUUACGUGUGUGACUCUUAUACCGGCGGAGAUGGUUAAACAAAGAAACUACUUUGCAUUCGAACACGUGGUUCCAUGCAAACUAAAGUGCUUCUUCAAUGUGUUUGGAGCCUCGUCUUCAUGUAAUGCAUUGCUCGUGAUUUCAGUGGAUCGUUACAGAAAGGUGGUUCAGCCAUUCAAGAAACAACUUACGCCUAAAUUAGCUGUGAAACUUCUAAUUGGAGUUGCAAUAGUAUUCCCCUUGUUUCUGGCCAUUCCCAGUGCAGUAAUGUGCGGAAUUAACACCACGACGAUGGUGAAUACGUACGGAACUAACACCACAAUCAAUAUAUGUCAAACGGAAGAACUAUUUGAAACAUCAGUAUGGCGAAAUAUUUACAAAUCGAUUUUAUUAAUAAUGCUUGGAGGCAUAUCAUUGUCUUAUUUAAUAUUAUACGCAUUCGUUAUGCGCGCUGCUGCCAAACAUACUAAAGCCACAUCGUUGCAACGCAAUAAUUCCACAUGGAAUAUUUCACCGUGCUCUGUGGCGUACGAUACGAACACUAUUGAAAAUAAACCGUGUGCAAGUGAAAUUAAUCGAAAAGAACAUUCGGGUAAACGGGGUUUUCAAAAUGGGGACCACAUUCGAGAAUUACUUGACAAUAAUUGUGUUCAUCAGUUAAAAGUUCAUAGGUAA
Molecule: messenger RNA, 1045 nt
Organism: Dreissena polymorpha
Lineage: Eukaryota; Metazoa; Mollusca; Bivalvia; Myida; Dreissenidae
Product: neuropeptide FF receptor 2-like
Exons: 3
Coding region: 32-1045 (337 amino acids)
Biological process (GO): neuropeptide signaling pathway
Cellular component (GO): membrane
Molecular function (GO): neuropeptide receptor activity
Source: RefSeq, a predicted model, not a curated record